Messenger RNA from Myripristis murdjan (pinecone soldierfish), 1410 nucleotides. It is a transcript of the gene nagk, whose product is annotated as N-acetylglucosamine kinase. The coding region runs from base 22 to 1068 and encodes 348 amino acids. The transcript is spliced from 10 exons. NCBI's taxonomy places the organism in Eukaryota, Metazoa, Chordata, Actinopteri, Holocentriformes, Holocentridae. The record is from RefSeq and is a predicted model, not a curated record. Gene Ontology annotation, molecular function: N-acetylglucosamine kinase activity.
GUCCAAAACAGGAAGACGGAUAUGGCAGCUGUGUUCGGUGGUGUAGAGGGUGGAGGGACCCACUCCAAGGCACUGUUGGUGGCUGCGGAUGGGAGGUUCCUGGCUGAAACAGAGGGUCCGUCCACCAAUCACUGGUUGGUAGGGGUGGAUAAAUGUAUUGAGACCAUUAACGACAUGAUCCAGAGAGCCAAGAAGGAGGCGGGGCUGGAUCCAGACACACCACUACACUCACUGGGCAUGUCUCUGAGCGGUGGGGAGCAGAAGGAUGCGAUAGACAAGCUGAUCGCACACAUGAAGGAGCGGUUCCCCAAUCUCAGCCGCCACUACUUCAUCACCACAGAUGCCAUCGGUGCCAUGGCAACCGCCAGUGAGCGCGGAGGCAUAGUGCUCAUAUCAGGGACGGGCUCCAACUGCAAGCUGGUGAAGCCUGAUGGCUCUCAGAUCGGCUGUGGCGGCUGGGGUCACAUGAUGGGCGACGAGGGCUCAGGGUUCUGGAUUUCUCAUUUGGCGGUGAAGACCGUGUUCGAUGCCAAAGACAACCUGGCGGCCCCCCCUCACGACGUCACAUACGUCAGGAUGGCCAUGGAGGAAUACUUCCAGGUGUCAGAUCUGUUGGGCAUGCUGCCCCACCUCUACAGAAACUUCCAGAAGUCUCACUUUGCGGGCUUCUGCAGGAAGCUGGCUGAAGGUGCAGAGGCAGGUGAUGCCCUCUGUCAGUAUGUGUUCAUCCAGGGUGGGAGAGUCCUGGCCAAACACGUGGAGGCAGUUUUACCUGGAGCACAGGAGUCUCUCCUGAGUGGUGACCUCGGUCUGCCCAUCCUGUGUGUGGGCUCGGUGUGGAAGAGCUGGGAGCUCCUGAAGCCAGGUUUCACUGAGGUCCUGGACCGCGUGGCGUCAUCUGAGCAGUUCAAGGGCCGUUUCCACGGCUACAGCCUCCUGACUUUGCAGCAGUCGUCAGCGCUCGGUGGAGCCAGCCUCGGGGCUCAGAGCGUGGGCGCCACGGUGACCAUGGAUUGCGCAGCCAAUGCCAACGUUUUCUACCGACACACCUUCAACAGCAGCCAAUGAGAGUUCAGCUGCACAAUGCACAGAGAUUAACCAAUCCGUGUCCGGGACUAAGGACUAAGAUGUCUUUUUGACCAAUUUCCUAUUUUAUUUUAUUUUUUUUGCAUUAUUCUAAAUCAUCAUAAUAAUGACCAUGAUAGUAAAGUUGUAUAAUGAUGGUAUCGCAACUGAGUUAAUCUUACAGCUGAUACUGCUGAUUUUGAAUGACCAGCAGCAUUUCAUUUUACACAAGAUUCCCGGACCUUUCUUUCUUCACAACAAUCUUAGAUAUUACAAUGAAAAAAAAAAUAGUGUGGGACUCAGUUGGUGCCAGUAAUUCACCACACAGCCUGAGCUGUGAAUGAA